AUGAAACAGGAGAGGACAUUGAUCUUCGUAUCCGACCUGCGAGGCAACUACGACAUCCUUUUGGAUUAUGUCCAGUUCUCGAAGUUCAUCAAAUGGGGCGAUGAAUUCGAGGACAAGUUAGGCGCUGUUGCAGCCGUCUCUGACUCUGCUCUUCUCAAGGUUCCCGAGAAGAGGUUGGAGUUCCGGAACGAGUGUGUCGUGGUCUUCUGCGGUGGAGUCUUUAAUAAGGGCGACGAGGAUGUACGAGUGGCGCGUGCUGUGGUCGACUUCAAGCAGAGAUAUCCCGAUCGCGUCAUCCUCCUCCUCUCUCCAGCAGAUUUCCAAGAGGUCACGGGGCACAACAAGGAGCACAGCACCAUGCACAACGGUGACAUGAACAGCUCCUGGGCUCUCUUGAGGAAGUACGCAGAGAACGGGCAGCUCAUCUACAGACACGGAAGUGUGUUGGUGGUGCAGAACUCGAUCUUUCAGCAGUUCUUCCUGCAAGAUUCACUGUCAAAGGUGUGGGAGAACUUCUUGGCCAACGUCUUCCAGGAGCAGAAAUCCGAGAUGCUCUCGAGAAAUGAAGCUACGGACCUCUCGUCUUGGAUUGACUACUUGAACAACGUCGUCUACCAUGAGAUCCUCCUCGACUUGCAAAGUAAUGAGAAAUCUGCAUGCCUGGAUGGUGUCAAGCAAGGGAUCGACAUGGGACAGGUGGGCGAGUGGAUCUGUCAGAAGGGAGGGAAGAUCGACCAGCAGAUCCUCGCCAGCUUCCGAGCCGAGGGAGUGGACACGCUAGUCGGAAAUCCCAACGCGUGCGGGCCGAGGUUUCGCAAUGGAGAUCUGGCGGGAGAUGGGCCAACGAUCAUGACGAGAGGCCUCUGCCGGGUUGUGUUUGGUUGCGUUGGAAGUCAGAUCUCUCGAUACACGAUAGGAGAAAUCGUCUUCAAACCUGAUGGAAUGCUGUCAGUUUAUGGGUUUUUUGCUUCAAAGCAAGGUUUUGCCUACAUGUUAGGACCGCCCAGACAUUCCAGCGCCUCCUGGGGUUGCUCCGAUCAUGACGAGUUUGUUGGCAAAGUGUUCAAAGAGAACAACCGAAAAUCUGAAGGGAAGGACGAUCUCAAAGGAUGGUUUGUGAAGGCUAAGCUCGUAUCCAACGAUGAGGUUCUCGAGACUAGAAGCUCGUUGUCAUUGUGUCACUCCGGAACUCGAAGCUCGACCUUGACACCCUCGUCCUCCCAUCGCUCCCUAAUGGACCUCAAGCUCCUCAAGUGCGCCUCCAUGCGCAACCUCGCUGCUGGCGUGGACUUGAACCUGAUCAACCACCCGGAGAAGAGUCAGAGGAGCGGCAUGGAGCACUGCCUCCUGCCCCGCACGCCUUCCCUUUACUGGAUCCAAAGGAGCCUUGCGCACGAGGAGGACGAAGAAGAAGAUUUCGGAUUUUGGGAGUUCGAGUACUACACGGGGCUGGACUUGAUGCAGGCUGUGGGCGGUGGACCUCAAAGGACGCAGUCUGGCUCCUGGGGAUGGGGCACCUGGAGCAACAGAACGUUUGAGCACGUGCAGCUAAACCCUGAGAGUGUGGAGAAGCGGAUCAGAGACGCUGAGAGCGCCAUGAGUCAGACUGAUGAGGCUUCCCUCCUCCCAAGGGCAUGGCAGCAGGCGAGAAAGUUCAUAGAGAGCAUGCCUGAGGAACAGGACAAGGAGUUUCUCGCGAUGCAGUUCAACAUGCUUGCCGAAGGAUUGAGCUCCGGGCCCUCAGAUCAGACUCCUUAUCCUGGGAAGGAGAACGGGUCCUGGGGAGGUUUCAGUGCCGUCCAGAACCCAGAUGUGGUUCUCAACUGGGAGUACAGAAGGUGGAGGCUGCUGGAAGUUAUCUUGACCUCUCUCCCCGACUUGCUGGGAGCUCAGGAGAUCGAUCGUUUUCCUGACUUCUUCUAUCCCAUCCUCGCGCAGUACGGAUACACAGGCCUCUACUGCGCCAAGGAGAAGUCCCCCUGCAUUCAGUUCGGCCACUACUCCGAUGGGGUGGCAGCCUUCUGGAAGGGAGAUCGAUUCACCUGUAACUGGUUCGAGCGAUCGCAGCUGCAAGCGGGCGGGCCGGUGCUUUUUGUGCUGCUCAACGAGCGAAGGGAUCCGGAAAAAGACUUUUUGAUGGUCGUGACGCAUCUCAAGUCCAAGUCGGACGAGACGAACCUCAAUGAUCCGCUUCCUCCCUCUGCCUUCGACCGCACUGACACAGAGUACACAACAUGGAAGGUGCGCGGGACAUCCCAGCACAGGCAGAACAUUGACUACAUCUUCAUGUCCGAUGGUUUCGAGCCGGUGGCCCGACUCCUCCCUCCUCCGGACGAGCUCAUGAAAGCACCGUUUCUUCCUUCUCCUCGGUACCCCUCGGACCACAUCUCCAUCGCUGCCAAGAUGAUCUACAGCUCACCCAAGCAAUCGCCACAUGUCAAUCUCUCUUAA
Guillardia theta CCMP2712 is the source of this 2451-nucleotide messenger RNA. RefSeq lists its product as hypothetical. Gene Ontology annotation, molecular function: 3'-5'-RNA exonuclease activity. The transcript has 24 exons. Lineage: Eukaryota; Cryptophyceae; Pyrenomonadales; Geminigeraceae. The record is from RefSeq and is a predicted model, not a curated record. Bases 1 to 2451 code for a protein of 816 amino acids.